This is a messenger RNA of Drosophila takahashii, 584 nucleotides long. RefSeq names its product blocked early in transport 5 (gene Bet5). NCBI's taxonomy places the organism in Eukaryota, Metazoa, Arthropoda, Insecta, Diptera, Drosophilidae. The record is from RefSeq and is a predicted model, not a curated record. Gene Ontology annotation, cellular component: TRAPP complex. Gene Ontology annotation, biological process: endoplasmic reticulum to Golgi vesicle-mediated transport.
ACAUCGGCAGCACUGUUGUUUUGCGGUGGAAAAUAAAGUAGAUUCAUUCCAUAAAAUUGUAAAGAACCCUUGUUUUGAGGGCUAAUGCCAUUCCGAUUAGCUUUAACAAGAUGACCAUCUUUAAUCUGUACAUAUUCGACAAGUUCGGAACGCUCCUCCACUACGCAGAAUGGAAUCGCACCAAGAAAUCUGGAAUCACCCGCGAGGAGGAAGCCAAACUCACCUACGGAAUGCUCUUCUCCAUUAAGUCCUUUGUGAGCAAGAUAUCGCCACACGAUCCGCGGGAAGGGUUCCUUUACUAUAAGACCAAUCGCUACGCCCUACAUUAUCUGGAAACUCCCUCGGGAUUAAAAUUUGUUCUCAACACGGAUACGACGGCCAUCAAUGUGAAGGAGCUGCUGCAGCAACUGUAUGCCAAGGUGUGGGUGGAGUUCGUGGUGCGGGAUCCACUGUGGACGCCCGGUACAGUGGUCACCUCGGAGCUGUUUCAGUCCAAGCUCGAUGAGUUCGUCAGGCAGUCACCCAUCUUCGGCAUCCGCAAUAUCUAAGCAAAUAAAUAGCUUUAAGCUCACAUACUCCCAUUA